CCCGAGCUGCCGGGUACCCCGUGGCCGCCGCCGCCGUCCCCCGCGCCCGCCACUUCCGGGGCCGCAGUCCCGGGCAUGGAGCCGCGAGCUUGAGGCGCCGCCGGCCCUGGGACGCCCUGCCCAGCCCGGCCGCCUCCCCGCGCCAGCCCCGAGCCCCGGUCCGUGUCCCAUGCAGCUGGAAUGGAGGCUUUCUGGACCCUUUAGAAGGUUCACCCACCCUGAGUUCAGCCAAGUGGUUGAUGCGGAAGGUUAAGAAGCUGCGGGUGGACAAGGCGAACACAGGACGUUGGAGAAGCUUCUCACUGAAUUCUGAGGGGGCGGAGAGGAUGGCCACUGGGGCACCGACGUCUGACCGGGGCGACGCGGUCGAGAUGGAGGACCCUGCCUCCCGCUUCCAGGUGCAGAAGCACUCAUGGGACGGGCUCCGCAGCAUCAUCCACGGCAGCCGCAAGAACUCGGGCCUGAUCGUCAACAAGGCUCCACACGACUUCCAGUUCGUGCAGAAGACGGAUGAGUCGGGCCCCCACUCCCACCGCCUCUACUACCUAGGGAUGCCCUAUGGCAGCCGAGAGAACUCCCUGCUCUACUCCGAGAUCCCCAGGAAGGUCCGGAAGGAGGCCCUGCUGCUCCUGUCCUGGAAGCAGAUGCUGGAUCACUUCCAGGCCACGCCCCACCACGGGGUCUACUCCCGGGAAGAGGAGCUCCUGCGGGAGCGGAAGCGCUUGGGCGUCUUCGGCAUCACCUCCUACGACUUCCACAGUGAGAGCGGCCUCUUCCUCUUCCAGGCCAGCAACAGCCUCUUCCACUGUCGGGACGGGGGCAAGAACGGCUUCAUGGUGUCCCCCAUGAAGCCCCUGGAAAUCAAGACCCAGUGUUCCGGGCCCCGGAUGGACCCCAAGAUCUGCCCCGCCGACCCUGCCUUCUUCUCCUUCAUCAACAGCAGUGACCUGUGGGUGGCCAACAUCGAGACGGGCGAGGAGCGGCGGCUCACUUUCUGCCACAGAGGCUUGUCCAGUGUCCUCGACGACCCCAGAUCUGCAGGCGUAGCCACCUUCGUCAUCCAGGAAGAAUUUGACCGCUUCACUGGCUACUGGUGGUGUCCCACAGCCUCCUGGGAGGGUUCCGAAGGCUGCAAGACUCUGCGGAUCCUAUAUGAGGAAGUCGAUGAGUCCGAAGUUGAGAUCAUUCAUGUGCCCUCUCCUGCGCUAGAAGAAAGGAAGACGGACUCCUACCGGUACCCCAGGACAGGCAGCAAGAAUCCCAAGAUCGCCUUGAAACUGGCCGAGUUCCAGACCGACAGUCAGGGCAAGAUCGUGUCCACGCAAGAGAAGGAGCUGGUGCAGCCCUUCCGGACGCUCUUCCCGAAGGUGGAGUACAUCGCCCGGGCCGGCUGGACCCGGGACGGCAAAUACGCCUGGGCCAUGUUCCUGGACCGGCCCCAGCAGCGGCUCCAGCUCGUCCUCUUGCCCCCGGCCCUGUUUGUCCCCACCACUGAGAGCGAGGAGCAGCGGGCCGCCUUCGCCAGAGCGGUGCCCCGGGACGUCCAGCCGCAUGUUGUCUACGAGGAGGCCACUGACGUGUGGAUCAACGUUCACGACAUCUUCUAUCCCUUCCCCCAAGCAGAGGGAGAGGACGAACUCUGCUUCAUCCGCGCCAAUGAGUGCAAGACAGGCUUCUGCCACUUGUACAAGGUCACUGCUGUCUUGAGGCCCCAUGGCUAUGACUGGACCCAGCCCUUCAGCCCUGGGGAAGAUGAAUUUAAAUGCCCCAUCAAGGAGGAGAUCGCACUGACCAGUGGUGAAUGGGAGGUUUUGGCGAGGCACGGCUCCAAGAUCUGGGUCAAUGAGGAGACGAAGCUGGUGUACUUCCAAGGCACGAAGGACACGCCCCUGGAGCACCACCUCUACGUGGUCAGCUACGAGUCGGCCGGCGAGAUCGUGCGCCUCACCACGCCCGGCUUCUCCCACAGCUGCUCCAUGAGCCAGAACUUCGACAUGUUUGUCAGCCACUACAGCAGCGUGGGCACGCCACCCUGCGUGCACGUCUACAAGCUGAGCGGCCCUGACGACGACCCUCUACACAAGCAGCCACGGUUCUGGGCCAGCAUGAUGGAGGCGGCCAGCUGCCCCCCGGAUUACGUGCCCCCGGAAAUCUUCCACUUCCACACACGGGCGGACGUGCGGCUCUACGGCAUGAUCUACAAGCCACAUGCCGUGCAGCCGGGGAAGAAGCACCCCACUGUCCUCUUUGUGUACGGAGGCCCGCAGGUGCAGCUGGUGAAUAACUCCUUCAAAGGAAUCAAGUAUUUGCGGCUCAACACUCUGGCGUCUCUUGGCUACGCCGUGGUCGUGAUCGAUGGCAGAGGCUCAUGUCAGCGAGGGCUUCGGUUUGAAGGGGCCCUGAAAAACCAAAUGGGCCAGGUGGAGAUCGAGGACCAGGUGGAGGGCUUACAGUUCGUGGCUGAGAAGUAUGGCUUCAUUGACCUGAGCCGGGUCGCCAUCCACGGCUGGUCCUACGGAGGCUUCCUCUCGCUCAUGGGGCUGAUCCACAAGCCCCAGGUGUUCAAGGUGGCCAUCGCAGGUGCCCCGGUCACAGUCUGGAUGGCCUACGACACGGGGUACACGGAACGCUACAUGGAUGUCCCAGAGAACAACCAGCUCGGCUACGAGGCGGGCUCCGUGGCCCUGCACGUGGAGAAGCUGCCCAACGAGCCCAACCGUCUGCUCAUCCUGCACGGCUUCCUGGAUGAGAACGUGCACUUUUUCCACACAAACUUCCUCGUCUCCCAGCUAAUCCGAGCAGGAAAGCCUUACCAGCUCCAGAUCUACCCCAACGAGAGACACAGUAUCCGCUGCCCGGAGUCCGGCGAGCACUAUGAAGUCACACUGCUGCACUUUCUACAAGAAUACCUCUGAGCCCCUGCGGGCUGGCACUUUCGGGGGGCCUGCACAGUCAGAGCACAAGUGGCGUCACUGCUGCCACCACGGGGGGCACGAGGCGGGGGGGGGGGGUGCCAAGUGGCCCCAGGCCCCGCGCGGCGCCGCCUCCCCCUGACCCGCUGGACCGCCCGCCCUGGGAGCCGCCGCCUUCGCCCCAGCGCCUUUUAUCAGUUUUGGUUUUUUGGGUUUUUUUUAAACGCUCCUGAGUUUUUUGCCUGCCGCUUCUAGGUUGUCAGGUUGGAGAAAUGAGGCAGACAUCCGUGGGUCACUUCCUCAAGCCAUCCCUCCUCUCACCGUUGUCAGGGAGCAGGAGUCCUCAAUUCCACUGGGCAUGGAGGCCAGAGGAGACCCGGAGGAGCCGGGCCUUUGCCCCGGGGCCCGACCAGCCCGCCCUGGCCACUGGCUCAGAAGCAUGUGACUGCCUUUCCUCCCCCGCCCGUCCACUUCAUAUUUGUGUUUUGUUUUGAGGGUGGGGGCCGUUUUUCUUAACUAUUUAAAAGACAGAAAGCAACGGGUGCCUAAAUCUAGAGUGAGGGCCCGCCGCCGGGUCACGGGGCUCAGCCCAGCCAGCGCCAGAAGCCUGCAGCGGGCGGCGCGCCCAGCAGGCCGCGAGGGCGCGCACGGAGGCGGGGCCGCCCUCUGGCCCCGCCUCUCCCCCGCCCCUCCACCCCGCCCCGCUUUCAGGCCGGUUCUGAAACGCGCCCGGCUCGGCUCUCUGCUGGUCAGCGGCUGCUGCCCCCUCCCCAGCCCAGCCAUCUGGCCACGUUUCCGCCUGGCCUGCACAGACCGGGGUUCUGGGGGUGGGAGUGGAACCUUCUCCGCCUCAGGGUUAUCCUUACCCCUACCUUUUCCUCCCUGCCAAGAGUUCUGCCAGGGGCGGGUUUAAAAAAAAAGAAAAAAAAGAAAAAAAAAAACCCAC
Messenger RNA from Camelus dromedarius (Arabian camel), 3858 nucleotides. RefSeq names its product dipeptidyl peptidase 9 (gene DPP9). The record is from RefSeq and is a predicted model, not a curated record. Bases 240 to 2915 code for a protein of 891 amino acids. Gene Ontology annotation, molecular function: serine-type peptidase activity; dipeptidyl-peptidase activity. Gene Ontology annotation, biological process: proteolysis. Lineage: Eukaryota; Metazoa; Chordata; Mammalia; Artiodactyla; Camelidae. The transcript is spliced from 22 exons.